Darwinula stevensoni is the source of this 2588-nucleotide messenger RNA. Lineage: Eukaryota; Metazoa; Arthropoda; Ostracoda; Podocopida; Darwinulidae. The record is from the annotation of a GenBank genome assembly.
CCCCAACCAGUCGCCUCUACCGCUUCCCUCACCCCUCUCGAACACGCUGGUCCUCCCCGGUUGCCUCCAACAGGCUGCACCCUAUUCCUAUACCUAUCCAUCCUAUGUUACUUAGCUAUCCAGCGUAGAAACGUGUAGUCUGCUCGCAGAGCCUUCUUUCCACUUCCUUUCAGUUUUCGUGAUUACAUUGAAAGGGUAGGAAGUGCCGUGUCUGAUUUUUGUGGUAUGAUGCAAUCCCUACAUUGCCUUGCGUGACCUCAUCUGCUCCCCUCCUUCCGGUCAAGUUGGUUCACAGUCGACUGAAGAAAUAUGGCGAAGGAGAAGCAAGAGACCGAGAAGAGUUAUUCUCCGGUGGCCCAAAUGGAGCCCGAAAGGGAGAUUCGUCUCAAACCCAAAAUGUCCCUGUUGAAUGGGAUCACCGUGAUCGUGGGAAGCAUCAUCGGGUCUGGGAUCUUUAUCUCGCCGAAAGGUGUCCUGAUAGGCACCGGCUCUUCUGGUCUCUCUCUCAUCAUUUGGGCAUUCUGUGGCGUUUUCUCCACAAUCGGGGCUUAUUGCUACGCGGAAUUGGGAUGCAUGAUAGCGAAAUCGGGUGCCGAUUAUGCCUACAUCAUGGAAGCUUUUGGUCCCUUCUGGGCCUUCAUGAGACUAUGGGUGGAGUGCUUGAUAGUCAGACCGUGCGCUCAGACUGUGGUGGCACUCACUUUUGCCAUCUAUGUGCUGCGACCAUUCUUCCCUGCCUGUGACGCCCCCGAUGAAUCUACCCGACUUCUCGCAGCUGUCUGCAUCGGGGUCUUGACUUUUGUCAACUGCUACGAUGUGAAAUGGGCCACGAGGGUGCAAGAUAUCUUCACGUAUGCCAAACUGUUGGCUCUGGCCAUCAUCAUCGGUACUGGCAUCUAUUUGCUCUGUCUCGGAAAAACGGAGAACUUCAGCUUCGAGAACACGGAAUCAGACCUCACGUUGAUAGCGCUCUCGUGCUACUCAGGAUUGUUCGCCUACAACGGAUGGAAUUACUUGAACUUCGUCAUCGAGGAACUCAAGGAUCCCGUGGCGAAUCUUCCGAAGGCGAUCGGGAUCUCGUGCGUCCUCGUGACGGUGGUCUACGUGUUGACCAACAUGGCAUUCUUCACCGCUCUCACGACGAAGGAGGUGUUAGAGUCAGAAGCAGUGGCCGUCGUGAGUCUCCCUCCAUCAUCCCUCUCUCUUACGAGUCUCGUCGCUGUGGUGCAGCCAGCACUGGAUCUUGGGGGAUUCACCCUAAUCUUUCGCGCCCGGUUUUACUGCUUUACAAUAGGAGUAUCUUUUGCAGAUGAAUUAUAUGGAUACAUGGCCUGGAUAAUCCCGGUGUUCGUUUCUCUCUCCACUUUCGGAGCGGUGAAUGGAAUCCUUUUAACUUCAUCAAGGCUGUUUUACGCUGGAGCUCUGGAGGGACAGAUGCCACGCGUUCUGACCAACAUACAGAUUUUUCGACUGACCCCCGCCCCGGCCGUCAUAUUCCAGACGUUGCUGUCUUUGCUCUACCUAACGUCAUCUAAUGUGAUUGCCCUGAUCAACUACGUGGGAUUUGCAACCUGGCUGAGCAUCGGAGCGGCUGUGUGCGUGAUUCCUUGGCUCCGUUGGAAGCAACCGGAGAGGCAGCGGCCCAUCAAGGUCCAUCUCUUCUUCCCCAUCAUCUACAUCUCCCUCACCGUCUUCCUCAUCAUCAUGUCCAUGGUGGCGGACCCCAUCUCCGCAGAAUUGAUUACAGAAGGAGUUCAGAAGCUGCUCUUGGUCGUGGAACCAGAUGCAGCGAAGCCUAGUGAUUGAUCAUUUUCUAGCGAAUACGCUUGUUGUUCCCUAGAAAGAAGUAUUUUUUUUUUUGUUCCACGUUGUCGUGUUUCAAGGGAUUGCUCAUGGGAUUUUUUUUCUUGAGAGGAGUUGAGUCGUGACCGAAGGUGGACAGAUCCAGUCACUCGAGACAGAAUGGAACCGAAGAUGACCUUUGGAUAACCUCAUUGCUGACCACGAGAUAUAAAAGAUGCCUUAAGAUUCCAUUCUUCCAUUCUAGUGCCUGGACUGACAGUAAACAAUCUCUCGAUAUAACUCGCCCUGCAUCGUGCACAGUGUCCUCGUUAUUCCGUUUUGUCGUGGUGAAGGAAAGCAUGGAUUCUGAACAGUGAGUACUUUUUGCGAAUAGGAGUUACCUUAUGAUUUUGUUCCCUCAUUCACAAAGUGUCAUUGUCCUUGUCUUCGUCUUUGAUGUGCCACAGCUGUACUGCAAGUCAGGGUUUCAUGUGGAUUUGGGUGUCUUGUUGGCAAGCAGGAAAUGUGUAUCACUUUCUAGGAUUUUUUUUCGCCCUGCAUGCAUGUUCCUCGGUUAGUGGAAUUCUUUACAAUAUUACCGGUGUUCCUUGUUCUUAAAUAAUCACAUUUUGAUCAAACUCAGCUACUUCAAUAGAAUUCCAUCAGUAAACUGUGGAAUUAGAUGGUGUCAGUGUCUCAAAAGAAACAGAGGAGGUCCAAUAGUCUUAUCCAGGGAAAGUAUUUGUGGAAGUAUAGUUCCUAAUUUUCAUAAUCAGAGAAGGAAGCAAUAUCUAGCAGUCAAGAGC